Labrus bergylta (ballan wrasse) is the source of this 4320-nucleotide messenger RNA. RefSeq names its product F-box protein 38 (gene fbxo38). The record is from RefSeq and is a predicted model, not a curated record. Gene Ontology annotation, molecular function: protein binding. Gene Ontology annotation, biological process: protein K48-linked ubiquitination; SCF-dependent proteasomal ubiquitin-dependent protein catabolic process. Gene Ontology annotation, cellular component: nucleus; cytoplasm. NCBI's taxonomy places the organism in Eukaryota, Metazoa, Chordata, Actinopteri, Labriformes, Labridae.
GCCAAGUAGGAAGAAGCAGAAGAAGAAGAAUAGGAAGCAGCAGAAGAAGAAAAAGAAGUAUCACUGUAGUCCUGUAGUUGUAUUUGUGUCACAGAGGAUGUCAGGAGAGAAACACCUGAGCGGGUCCGACAGAGAAAGUCAGCAGUGAUGGGUCCCAGGAGGAAGGCGUCGAAGCUCCAGCCUCUAGGGGGCAGCAGUGGCGGGGAAGUGGUGCUGAGACCCAAUGAGCUGAAGGACUACAUCAACGAGCUGUCACAUGAAGUCCUCUGUCACAUCUUCAGGUAUCUUCCCAUGAAGGACAUCAUGUGUAUGGAGAGUCUGUCCAGGAAGCUGAGGGAGGCGGUCACUCUGUACCUGAGGGUGGUGAAGGUGGUGGAUCUGUGUGCAGGUCGAUGGUGGGAGUACAUGCCGUCAGGUUUUACCGACGGUAGCUUCCUGCUCCUCCUCAAGAAGAUGCCGGAUCUGGAGCAGCUGUACGGCCUCCACCCUCGAUACCUGGAGAGGAGGCGAGUCCGAGGCUACGAGGCCUUCAGCAUCCCUGGAGUCCUGGAGGCCCUGCAGACCUGCCCCAACCUGCUGGGUGUGGAGACGUCCCACCUGGAGCUGGUGGAGGCCAUAUGGAACUACAUGCCUCAGGUCCACAUCCUGGGAAAGUUCAGGAACCGUAACGGGGCGUUUCCCAUUCCUGCUGAGAACAAACUGACCAUCCCCAUCACGGCCAAGAUCCAGACCCUGCACCUCGUGGGUGUGAACGUCCCGGAGAUCCCGUGUGUGUCCAUGCUGCGUCACCUGUACCUGAAGUGGGUGCGUCUGACCAAACCUCAGCCAUUCAAGGACUUCCUGUGUGUGAGUCUGAGGACGUUUGUGAUGAGGAACUGUGCCGGACCCACCAACUCUCUGAAGUACGUCCCGCUGGUCACCGGUCUGGCCUCGGCCCGGAACCUGGAGCAGCUGGAGCUGGUGAGGGUCCCGUUUCUGGGGGGUCUGAUCCAGCACGUGGUAGAGGACAGCUGGAGGUCAGGAGGAUUCAGGAACCUGCACACCAUCGUGUUUGGAGCCUGUAAGAACGCCCUGGAGGUGGACCUGGGCUACCUGAUCAUCACAGCUGCUCGCAGACUCCAUGAGCUCAGGAUUCAGCCCUCACUCACUAAAGACGGAGUCUUCUCAGCGCUCAAGAUGGCCGAACUGGAGUUUCCUCAGUUUGAGACGCUUCAUCUGGGAUACGUGGACGAGUUCCUGCUGCAGUGUAAGAUGAGUCACUCUGAGCUCGUGAAGUACGGUCUGGCUGACGUCAUUGAGAACCCGGGAAUCAUCACCGACAUCGGCAUCAAGGUGGUGAAUGAGGUGUUCACAAAUAUCAAAUACCUGCUCAUCUACAACUGCCCUCACCUGCACAACCCUCACCACUGGAUCACAGAUCAGUCCAGGUGGAGCCGGCUGGUUGACCUCACUCUGGUUCGCUGUCAUGCCAUCAAACUGGAAUCCUUCUCCCAGUUCAUAGAGUCCCUGCCCAGUCUUGAGUUCAUCUGUCUGGACCAGAUGUUCAGGGAACCCCCCAAGGGCUGCGCCAGGGUGGGGCUGAGUGCAGGUACAGGUAUCGGUGUGUCCUCAGCUCUGGUCAGCAACCAAAACUCAAACAACGACAAUGACAACAACAACAACAACCAUCAUCACAAUGAGGCCAACCUACCUCCUGCUGCUCCGCCUGUUGUCAACAACAAUAACAACAACAACAUCAACAAUGUCAACAACAACAACCAGAGACAGCAGCAACAUGCAGUAGAGGUGAACGGGAUGGAGGAAGACGAGGAGGAGGAGGAGGUGAUGCUGGAAGAGGAGAACAUGGAGGUGGAGCCUCAGAGGGAGCGGAAAGGAGCAAAACAGGAGGAGGUACAAGAAGCAGCUGACGAGUCUCCAGGUCCAAGUCGCCCAGCUGACACGGCAAAACCUCCAGACGAGGAGCAAGCAGGUCCAAGCGGUUUAGUCAAGCAGAACAGACCCCCUCAUGACUCCACCCCUAAAGCCCCCCUCGCCAUCUCGGACUCAGACAGUGAGGAGGAGGAGGGCCUAAUGUCUCGGCUGAUGCCAGCUUCAAGUUUGCAGCAGCAGACAUCCCGUACAGAAGGUAAAGGAAAAACCCCUCUGCGGCGGAGCGCCACUGUUUCAGCACCUGUGGCAGAUUCUGCAACUGCUGGAGUCUCUGCAACUGCCGGGGCUUCAGUACCUACGGGGGUCUUGGCACCUAAAGGGGACUCUGCACCUGCAGGGGUCUCAGUACCUGCAACAGUCUCAGUGUCUGCAAGGGUCUCGGUACCUGCAGGGCUUUCAGUACCUGUGGGUGUCUCGGGGGCCCAAUUGGGGGACAAGGUCAGGGCUCAGGUGUGUGGAGGCAGCUGUGAGAAGAGCUGUCAGGUCAGCAGUGAGCAGAUCAAAGCUGACAUGAAGGCUGCAGCUGAGACCAGCAGGAGGACCAGCAGUAAAGGGGUCAGUACGGAACUUGGGGAGACCCCCUCCCGACCUGGGGCUGACUCAGGACCAGCUCGGGGCACUGGGAGUACUGGGACAGCAGUUAGGACUGGGGUGCGACCAGUAUAUGGGUCUGUGGGCAGGACGGGACCUGGUAUGGUGGGGGGGAACGCCCACAGAGGAACCACAACCACAGACCGGUCCACAGGAACCAGGACUUCUGAGGGCCUAGACGGCCCACCUGUUGCUGAGGAGGGGCAGAGAUCAGCUCCUACUGCUGCUGAUAGUCCUGUACCCAGAGGAGCUCCCAGGAGACCAGGUGAUAGGCCACCUACUGCUGGAUCAGGAGUACUGCAAGGUCCAGACAGUGACCGGGACUUUGUUCCCAGAAGACCUCUGACUAGAUCCUGCAGCAGAAUGUCGUCUGUGUGCCUUCUACCAGAGACAGAUCUGAGCAGGUCCAAGCCUCGAGUGUCGGUGAGGAGGAAACGAAUGUCUGACAAAUCAACGAGCACGUCAGACCCUGUAACCGAGGACGACCACGUACAGGUUCUGUCUCUGAAGAGUAAGAACCUGGUGGGCAUCACUCUGACUAACUGUGGGAUCACUGACCUGGUCCUCAGAGACUGCCCCAAGAUGAUGUUCAUCCACGCCACCAGGUGUCGUGUGUUGAAGCAGCUGAAAGUAGAGAGCGCCCCCAUCGUGAACCGGUUCGACUACGCUCAGUGUAAGAAGCUGGACAUGGAGCAGGUCCUGGAUCAGAUCCUCAGGAUGCCUCCUGAGAGGAACCGCAUCAUCUACAUGCGCCCAAUGCACCAGGUGGACUCGGUCGCCCUGGAGCGUCAGUUGUUUCAGGGUCCAUAUCCGUACCACAUAGCUUUAGUCCAUGAGUUCAGUAACCCUCCAAACAUCCGAAACAAGGUUCGAAUCCGCAGCUGGAUGGACACAAUCGCCAACAUCAGCCAAGAGUUGAUAAAGUACGAGUUUUUCCCAGAAGCCACCAGGACCGAGGAGGACGUCAAAAAGUUUCCCAGAUAUCCCUGGGGCAGAGACAUCUACACACUGGAGGGGGUGGUGGACGGCGCCCCCUACAGCAUGGUCACAGACUUCCCCUGGCUGAGGACUCUGAGAGCCGCUGAGCCCAACAGCUAUGCCCGCUACGACUUUGAGGACGAUGAAAGCACCACCAUCUACGCCCCGCGGCGUAAAGGUCAGCUGUCGGCUGAUAUCUGCAUGGAGACGAUCGGGGAAGAGAUCUCAGAGCGCCGACAGAGCAAGAGAGGAGUGUUUCAGAGGGUGGUGGUGCUCUUCCUCCAUCACUGUGACACACCUGGAGAACCUGUGGACGACGACUACAUAUAGAAAUCAAUCAAUGGCGACAUAAAUAUAUUUUUAUUUAUAUAAGAAAGUCCUCAGUGUGACACAUGUAGUCUGAACCACUCUCUCUCUCUGGAGUCGCCUCAGACGAGUUCAUCAGGCUGCCUGUGGAUCCGGUCGACUCUGAGAUCUGAGGGGACGCGUCAAGGUUACUGAACACUCGGACAAACAUCAGGACACACGUUUGAUUCUGAUUCUUUUUGUUUACACAAAGUCUGAUGUAGAGCUGCAGGACUACGUCAGACCCGUCUGUCUUCUUCUGAGCCGGCUUGUUUCCUCCGAAGUGUCCGGUUCCUCCUGCAGAUUGUUGUGUUUAAUCUGAUCUGAGAUCAGGAUGUUUCUGCGGAUCAUCAGAAACGGAUUCAUAAAAACAGUUCAUGUCUGUAUGCAGAUGUGACGGAUGAUUCAAUCCGUCGUGUUAAUAUGUUUAUAAAGAAUCAGAUUAUUUCACAAACUGAAAAUAAAAAGAGAAAUCAA